This is a messenger RNA of Cuscuta epithymum, 941 nucleotides long. Lineage: Eukaryota; Viridiplantae; Streptophyta; Magnoliopsida; Solanales; Convolvulaceae. The record is from the annotation of a GenBank genome assembly.
UUACAAUGACCACUUGCGCCAUCACCUUUGGCAACCACCACAACCAUCUACUGCCAACUAGCACCACCUCCAGCCAAUUUCGGUGACCACCGCCUCCAGCCAACUCCGGCCACCACCACCUCCGUCUACCGCCGUCGAUCAACACCUCCGGCCACUACCUAUGCCCCGAAACAAGCUGCCAAUCCCCUGCCCCCACCCCAGUAACAGGCUAACAGCCCUCCUCUCCAGCACACCUCCCGCCUCCCUUACCCAGCCCCAGCCACAGCCACAGCCCGCCUCCCCGGACCUAGGCCCCUGCUCCACUCCUGCCCCAGACUCGUCGCUACCCCACCAGUCCGUCAAUAUUCCGCACAAUGCACCACGAAACAUGGAGCCUUACCCGCCCAAAUCUGAAAAAUGAAAAUCGGAGAAGAGGAAGAGGGUGUAGGCGAAGAAGACGAUUCAAAAUCGGAGAAGAGGAAGAAGAUGUAGGCGAAGAAGACAAUUCGAAAUCCGAUUUUGAGGUUGCUCGUCGAUGGCCGUCGCACGUCAUCGUCACUCGCCAUAGCUCGCUUGCCGCUGGCCGUACCCCCUUCGCUGGCCGUCGCACGUUACUCGCCAUGGAGAUCGUUGUGACGUUGGAGAUCGAUGGCCUCCUCGCUGAAGACUUCAGACGUUGCUCCAUCGAUGGGAAGAAAGGCGCUCCAGAUGACUAGAUCGACGGGAAGAAGCAGCGAAGGAAAAUUAGAAUAUUAGGGUAUUUUAGGCAGUUCAGGUUAUUUCAGUCCCUUUUUUGCCCUACACAAAAAAUGGUCCUACAUUUGUCUAAUGAAUAGCUCGGAGUCUUACUUUGGUCAUUUAUUCAACAAAUAUUGUAAAAAAUUACGUUGGCUUUGAAUUUUAGCACUUGUACUAAAUAAAGUCUUUAAAUAUAUCAUAAAUGUACUAUUGCAAGUAGAUAU